This is a messenger RNA of Owenia fusiformis, 2202 nucleotides long. NCBI's taxonomy places the organism in Eukaryota, Metazoa, Annelida, Polychaeta, Sabellida, Oweniidae. The record is from the annotation of a GenBank genome assembly.
AAAAUGUUACUUUCCAGCCUAAUAACUUACUUUGUUCCUCCAACAUUUAGGGUGAUUAUUUCUCCUGUUGCGAUAUCCUGAGGUGAUGCCAUUACACUCUGUUACAAACGUAAUCAAAAUUUCAUUGUUCUAAUAAAAAGCUUAGAGCUAAAUGAGUCAUUUUCAUCUAAUAAAUAAAUUAAAGAUAUUCUUAACUGGGCGAUAAUAUGGGGGAAAAUCUUCAGUUUCGCAUCCAGUUCCGGUUCUAAGCAGUGCCCGGAUAAUAAAAAUUGAAAUAUGUCAGAAGAUGAAGAAAAUAGAGUGCUAUUUGUGCGUCAUUUGCCAUCAGAACUUAACGAUGAAGACAAAGAAGACCUCUUAAAACACUUUGGUGCCAAGAGUGUUAGAUGUAUGGGUAAUAUAGGACGAUACAAAAACACUGCAUUUGCAACGUUUAAAAAUGCAACCCAUGCUGGAACUGCUCUAAAUAGACUUCACCAACUAAAGGUACUCACAUCUAAACUUGUUGUAGAAUUUUCCAAGGCAAGUGAAAAAAAGUUUUUCUCGCCAGGUUUGGAUAAAAUAUGUUUGAAGAGUGACCUGAAAAAAGUCAAGAACUCAGAACCAGAUAAGGAACAUGAGGAAGAAGCUUUAGAAGGCACCAGUAACCAUAUUCAUGAACAUCUGGAUUACAUCUCAGCUACAUGGAAUAUUGGCUACAAAUAUAACCCUGAGUUGAUGUACUCUUACCCUCCUCCAACAGCCAGUGUGCUGACCAACAUCGCAAAUGCACUUGCUGCCGUACCAAAAUUUUACACCCAGGUGCUACAUCUGAUGAAUAAAAUGAACCUCCCAGCUCCGUUUGGUCCUGUGACCCCCACACCACCUCUACCCGAGGAACUGCCUCCUAUUCCUAAUGAGCCUCAUCCUGAGGAAGAUAUUCCUAGCACAGAGGAAUCAGAACUGGAAAGUGAUGAAGAUGAUAAAGACAAAGAAUUGGAGAACAAACCACUUAAACGACAAAAGAAAACUCCAAAUAUCCCACGUAAAAAGCACAAACUACAAAUGAUUGUACCUCCCCAACCAAAGCUUGCUGCAGAGGCAACAAGAUCAGUUAUGGUUUUUGACCAGACCCAGCAGCCUUCAGCCCUCAAGAAGUUUGAAUUUAAAGUAAAACUUGCUUCAUCAAAUACAGCAGCAGAUCAACAAACUGAUCAAAUCAAUCAAAAUGAUCCAUACAAACUUGACUCCUUCCUUAAACCAGCACCUGAGCCAAUGAACACUACCAUACCAAAGUCUGCCAAUGACGGCUUUGGAAAAAUAGAACCUCUAAGAAAACAGACUGAAGAACAAUCAGAAAGUGAAAAUGAAGAAUCAAAGGACAUGAAGUUUAUUUCAAGCUCAAAGUUACAACAUGGAAGAAUCUCCCCAUCAGAAAUGAAAGAUUUAUCCGUUUAUAAGAAGUAUGACCCGGGUGAACCAACCCCAAGAUUGUACGUUAAAAACAUUGCAAAACAGACCACUGACAAAGAACUACACUAUAUAUAUGGAAGAUACGUUGAUUGGGACAAUGAAACAGAAACAAACAUGUUUGACAUAAGACUUAUGAAAGAGGGUAGAAUGAAAGGUCAGGCUUUUGUGACUCUACCUAAUCAGAAUAUAGCACAAAGGGCUCUCAAAGACACAAAUGGCUAUGAAUUGAAUGGGAAACCUUUAGUUGUACAGUUUGCACGAUCUGCAAAACCUAAAGAAGGUCAAGGAGAACUUAGGAACAAAAAAUAAAAAGAUUUACGUUUUCUUAAAUAUGUUUUUUAAUAAAUUCCAUUGAAACAAAAACCCUGAAUGCAGAUAGCAUAGCCUGUCAUUUGAAAAUGGAUGCAAUGUAGUUAAAAGGUGUACUAGUAUUGCCCAUCAUUUAAAAAUGCAUGUGAUGCAAUUCAGGGGUGUAUUGACAUGAGACUGCAUGGAAUACUGGGAGGGGUGUAUUGCCUAAUAUUGUAAAACAAUAUAAACAAAUUACAUACCGUAACUAAUUGUUUCUGUGAAUUUAAAAAAAAGUUAAAUACUUCAAAGUGUGUUUUGGAGUGAAAAUCUGAUUUUUACAUGAGAUAAUCCAAUCACUGUUCCACAACUAGUUACUUUGACGGAACGUCAGUCAAUGUAGCAAAAUGGAUGAACUUCCUGGAUACGAGUUUUUUGUUUUCUUGAUUUAAACUUAUGUAU